Nothoprocta perdicaria is the source of this 2162-nucleotide messenger RNA. RefSeq names its product NMD3 ribosome export adaptor (gene NMD3). The record is from RefSeq and is a predicted model, not a curated record. The transcript has 15 exons. NCBI's taxonomy places the organism in Eukaryota, Metazoa, Chordata, Aves, Tinamiformes, Tinamidae. The coding region runs from base 1 to 1515 and encodes 504 amino acids. Gene Ontology annotation, biological process: ribosomal large subunit export from nucleus. Gene Ontology annotation, cellular component: cytoplasm; nucleus. Gene Ontology annotation, molecular function: ribosomal large subunit binding.
AUGGAGUAUCUGGAGGGGCCGGCGGCGCCCAGCCCGGGCAACAUCCUGUGCUGCCAGUGCGGCRUGGCCAUCCCGCCCAACGCGGCCAACAUGUGCGUGGGCUGCCUGCGCUGCCAGGUGGACAUCACGGAGGGCAUCCCCAAGCAGGUCACCGUGCACUUCUGCAAGCAGUGCGAGAGGUAUCUUCAGCCUCCGGGAACCUGGAUUCAGUGUACCUUAGAAUCCAGAGAGCUUCUUGCRUUGUGCCUGAAAAAAAUCAAAGCUUCACUUAGCAGGGUCCGGCUCAUUGAUGCAGGAUUUAUUUGGACUGAACCACAUUCUAAGAGACUUAAACUAAAACUGACUGUACAGAAAGAGGUGAUAAAUGGAGCAGUUCUUCAGCAAAUAUUUGUGGUGGAGUACAUGGUUCAGUCUCAAAUGUGUGAAGACUGUCACAGAAUUGAAGCUAAGGAUUUCUGGAAAGCUGUAGUUCAARUCAGACAAAAGACUUUGCACAAAAAGACUUUCUACUACUUGGAGCAGCUGAUUUUAAAACACAGGCUUCAUCAAAAUACGCUUCGCAUCAAAGAAAUCCAUGAUGGCUUGGAUUUUUACUAUUCUUCAAAGCAACAUGCCCAGAAGAUGGUAGACUUUCUUCAGUGUACAGUUCCUGCAAGAGCAAAAUCAUCUCAACGCUUGAUCUCACAUGAUAUCCAUAGUAAUGUCUACAAUUACAAAAGCACUUUCUCUGUGGAAAUUGUUCCCAUAUGCAAGGACAAUGUUGUUUGUCUGUCACCAAAACUGGCACAGAGCCUUGGAAACAUGAGUCAGAUCUGUGUGUGCAUUAGGGUAACGAGUACCAUCCACCUCAUUGAUCCCAGCACUCUGCAGAUCGCUGAAAUUGAUGGCAACACUUACUGGCGCCACCCUUUCAAUAGUUUGUUCCACCCGAAGCAGCUGGAGGAGUUUAUUGUUAUGGAUAUCACCAGAGUUCAAGAGAAGAGAAAAGGUGCAGGUGCAGGGGCAAGAUCAAACAAACACACACUGGCAGAAGCCUGGGUACAGAAGACUUCCGAGUUGAAUACGGAUCAUCAGUAUUUCUGCAAUACUCACUUGGGACACAUUUUAAAUCCUGGGGACCUUGUCUUGGGAUUCGACUUGGCCAAUUGUAACUUAAAUGAUGAGUUUGCAAAUAAGAUGAACCCACACCAUAUUCCUGAUGUGGUAUUGAUAAAGAAGAGCUACGACCGGUCCAAACGCCAGCGUCGCAGAAACUGGAAACUAAAAGAGCUUGAGAGGGACAGAGAGGGCAUGGAUACAGAUGACGAAAGACAAUACCAAGACUUCCUUGAAGAUCUUGAAGAAGAUGAAGCUAUAAGGAAGAAUGUCAACAUUUACAGARAUGCAGAUGUUCCGGUGGAGAGCGACACGGAUGACGAUGGGCCGCCACGAAUCAGUCUGGCUGAAAUGCUGGAGGAUCUCCAUAUAUCCCAGGACGCCACUGGUGGGGAGGGAGCAAGUAUGAUGACAGAAUAAGAACAACCACACGGUACAUACAGUAAAUGUCCGUUUGGGGAGGAAGAAAUACUCAAAAUGCCCAAUACAUAAUAAUUACAGUUUGUAAUGUUUAGUUAGAAGCUGAACUUGGAAAAUAAUGUGAUGGAUACCAUUAUAUCACUAAAUCAUGUUGCUGAAUGAUUAUAUAUAAUUUUCCAGAGGAAGCCGUUGAAGUUAAAUCCCUGGAGCAGGCAUUGUCGUGCAAGUUCCAUGGGUUCCUCACAUUCCCCUGGCAGCUUCUUCCCUUUAACUUCUGCAGUUGUAGGUGGUGUUAUCUUACCUACUCUUUAUUACUUUGUUUCUUAUCUGUAAGGCAGAUUUUUCCUGUCUUAAUCUUUUUUUCUUUUUUUAGCACAGUGGUUUCAAGUAUUACAUGAAGAUGCUGGAUUAUUCCCCAUUAUAAUAUUUGGGGGAACUUCAAGCAUGCAUCUUCUGUUCCUUUGGUAACGUAACUCCAAAUCUACAUGUUCUGUACACACACAAAAAAAAAAAUUCCUGUAAGUUGAUUGAAGGUGCAGCAUCCUAAGUCAGAAAGAUGGYGACUUCUGUUGACUGUAAUGAAUAUUGUGGUGUGCAUAAUCUCUAAUAUAACAGAUAUGAACUAUUAAAAACUAUAAAACUUUUUU